This is a messenger RNA of Diversispora eburnea, 3099 nucleotides long. NCBI's taxonomy places the organism in Eukaryota, Fungi, Glomeromycota, Glomeromycetes, Diversisporales, Diversisporaceae. The record is from the annotation of a GenBank genome assembly.
AUGGAUGAAGCUCAAAUGGAUAUUUCUGUUGGAUCCACUCCUGCCGAUGUUGACAGGCCUAUGUCAGAUGUAGAAGAAACCACUCCUUUGGCUGUAAAUGAAUAUGAUGCCAUAGCCAACAAAAUUAUGCCUGAUCUCGGACAAGAAAUCGAAGACUUUAAAUAUUACACAUGGCAAGUCAACAGUUGGCGGAAUUUAGAAAAAAGAAUAACUGGUCCAGAAUUUGAAGCUGGCGGAUGGAAAUGGUGGGCUAUUUUUAAUUAUAUAUUAUUUGGUGCUCCUCAGGGUUGGCAUGCAUGCGUACAGUUCGCUUUAGUUUUAUGGAAUCCAGAAGAUCCAACACAUUACAUUCAUCAUCAUGCGCAUCAUCGAUUCACCGCUGAAGAGUCAGAUUGGGGUUUUACACGGUUUUACGAUUAUCGUAAAUUAUUUAAUCCAUUGGAAAAUCGAACGCGUGCUUUAAUCGAAAACGAUACGACUCAUAUUACGGCUUUCGUACGAGUAUUGAAGGAUCCUACAGAAGACGACGAACCAUGUAGAAGUGUUUCUUUGGCUUUACAAAGAGUUUUUUAUCAAUUACAGACAUCAAAUACUCCAGUAGGUACGACAGAGUUGACAAAAUCAUUUGGUUGGGAUUCGGAAGAAGCUUUUAGGCAACACGAUGUUCAAGAGUUAAACAGGGUAUUACAGGAUAAUCUCGAGGGAAAAAUGAAGAUGAAGAGUUAUAUCAAAUGUGUUAAUGUAGAUUAUGAAUCUUCUCGAGUUGAAGACUAUUAUGACAUUCAACUAAAUGUGAAAGGAUGUAAGACAUUACAAGAUUCUUUUAAGGAUUAUAUACAGGAAGAAACAUUAGAAGGAGAUAAUAAAUACCAAGCAGAAGGGUACGGUCUUCAAGAAGCCAAGAAGGGAGUAAUAUUUGAUAGUUUCCCGCCAGUUCUACAUUUACAAUUAAAACGAUUUGAAUAUGAUGUUCAAAGAGAUGCCAUGGUUAAAAUUAAUGAUCGUCACGAUUUUCCUAUGGAAAUUGAAUUGUCAGAAUUUUUAUCACCAGAAGCGGACAAAUCAAGAUCACAUCGAUAUUUACUUCACGGUGUACUUGUUCACAGUGGUGAUUUACAUGGUGGUCACUAUUUUGCACUACUCAAACCUGAAAAGGAUGGCAAAUGGUUCAAAUUUGAUGAUGAUAGAGUUACCCGAGUGACAGAUAAGGAGGUAUUGGAAGAUAAUUAUGGAGGAGAAGGUCCUAAUUCUAGUCCUUUACCCAUUCGACCUGGUACAAGAAAUUUAAAACGAUUCACGAAUGCAUAUAUGUUAGUAUACAUUCGUGAAUCUGAAGUUGACGAAAUUUUAGCUCCCGUAUCACCGGAAAAUGUACCAGAACAUUUAGAAAGACGCCUCAAGGAAGAAAAGGCAUUACAUGACCAAAAAAAAAAGGAGGCAGAAGAGCGUCAUCUUUAUUUACAAGUCAAGGUUGUAACAGCCGAGACAUUUAGAAAUUAUCAAGGAUUUGACCUGGCCAAUUUUGAUGAUCGCCAAUAUCCAUUAUCACCAGUUCCCCAAUAUAAGGUUCUUAAAAACGAUACAUAUGGUUCUUUUAAAGAAAGUGUUGCUAGAGAUAUUCAGGUUCCUGCUGAACAAAUACGAUUCUGGGUUCUUGUAAAUCGACAAAAUAAAACCGUACGUCCGGAUGCUCCAAUAUCUGACAAUCAUAUUAAUUCCACUAUGGAAGAAAUUCAUACAAAAAUGGCAUCACGACAAAAUGAAUUGAAAUUAUAUUUAGAAGUGGCUGACAAAUCAAAUAAUCCUAAGAAAUUAUUCCCACCGCACGAAGGAAAUGCUCAGAUAAUGAUUUUCCUUAAAUAUUUCGAUCCAGAUACACAAUCAUUAGAAGGUCUUAACCAUCUUUAUAUUCAAAAAUUUGGGAAAGUGGGUGAUAUUAUUCCUAUUCUUUGCGAAAAAAAGGAACUUCCACAGAAUACUCCCUUAAAAUUAUAUGAAGAAAUUAAACCUAGUAUGAUUGAAGAAAUGAAACCUAAAUCAACUUUUCAACAAUCAGAAAUACAAGACGGGGAUAUAAUUUGCUUUCAAAAGGUUUUAACCGAAAGAGAAAUUCAAGAGCAUAGUGCUGCUGGUCGUGUUGACAGUAUUCCUCAAUUUUAUGAAUUUUUAUCGAUGCGAAUUGUUGUUCAAUUCAAACCAAAACCAAAACCUAAAGAAGGUGAAAAUGUUUCCAAGUUUAAAGACCUUGAACCAAAACCUGAAUUCGAACUGGUUUUAAACAAGAAAAUGAAUUAUGAUGCCGCUGCUAGUCAAGUUGCUGCUCAUUUGAAUACUGAUCCGUUAAAAUUACGUUUCACGACUGCACAUUCUGGUACACCGAAAAAUGUGAUUAAACGAACUACCACUCAAACCUUAGCAGAAAUGCUUCAACCUUCAUAUUUGGCCCCUUCCGCCUAUCUUUUAUUUUAUGAAAUGCUUGAUAUUAGCAUUGUAGAAUUAGAAACAAAGAAAUUUUUUAAGAUUUACUGGCUUGGGACUAAUGUUAAAGAAGAGAAGGAAAUUAUUGAUGUUCGCCUUCAAAAGACUGCUCUUGUCAAUGAAAUCAUUGAAGCAAUUCUACAAAAGGUUACAUUAUCUAUUCCAAAUAACAAAAUUAGAUUAUAUGAAGUUAUGAAUCACAAGAUUCAAAAGGAAUAUACAGGAACUGAAUCAAUAGAUCGAAUACAUGAAUUUGUUACAUUAUAUGCUGAAGAGAUACCCGAAGAAGAACUUAAAGCAGAACCUAACGACAAAAUUAUUCAAGUAUAUCAUUUCACUAAAGAAUCAUUACGAACACAUGGAAUUCCUUUCAAGUUUGUAAUUAAAGCUGUAAUUCGACUUCAACAACGCCUUGGUAUGAAUGAAAAAGAUUUUGCUAAAGUAAGGGUUGCAGUUGUUCAGGGAGCUACAUACCCGAAACAUCAAUAUUUGGAAGACGACGUAAUUUUAUCGGAAAUUAAAUGGGGCAAUGAUGACUAUCUAGGGUUAGAUCAUGUGGAUAAAACUGGACGUGCUGGAAGGUCCGGAGGUGCCGAGAAGGCAAUUUUCAUUAGAGGUUAA